AAAAUUGCUGGCCGGAUUUCUUAAAAACACCUAAAUACUCUCGAGGGUUACAACUUGAUAUAUUUUAUCCAGAAUAUGGUUUCGCAAUCGAAGUGCAAGGAGAACAGCACGAAAAAUAUAUAGAAUUCUUUCAUAGAGGAGAUAAGAAUAAUUUUAUCAAACAGCAAGCACGGGAUCAACUCAAGAAAGAAUUAUGUGAAGAGAAUCAGAUUGCCUUAAGCAUGCCUUAUAUAAACAAGUACUUCGAAAGAAAACCUUCAAAUUGGGAUAUUUUGGAUUUCCUAGACGAAUGUGACCAGGAACCGAUAAGUCAGAGAGUAGGCUUUUAUCUUUCGUCCCUCGAAACAAUCGUUAAGACCGAAGAAGAAGAAAACCAAAGAAAAGUACGAGCACAACAGCUACUUGAUGACUAUAAACAGGCAACUUUUAACGCGAGCCACGAAGUUAGUGUUGGGGGAUCUCAACCGGAUCGUGUUCGUUACCAGAAGUGGGAGAAGGAACGUGCUUCUUGCGAAAAAGCUGUACAUUCAGUUAAUUUUUAUGGAGAUUCUCACACGAUUGGGGACAUCAACAACGGGAGUAUCCAUACGAAACUUAAGCGGACUGUUUCACAGGAAUGCAAAAACUCUGAAUUUGCGACUUCUUCAAGGCCGAAAAAGCGAAACAAGAACGAUUAUGAAUUCGAUACCGAUGGAAGUGUGUUGUCAGAUGAUGAGCUACCUAUCACAAGCAGUGUUACAUCUAAAAAGCUUUCCAAGAUUGGUAAAGGAAUAGCACGGUAUGGUGUUAUAUUUCUUCCCGAAUGUCACAAAAAUGACAUUUUGCGGAGUGAAUUUAGUGAUUAUGAAUGGAGAAAUCUUGAAAACAUCUUUCGUAAGAAAGAUGAAGAGAUUAGCGCGCAAACCUCUCCUCCGCUAGAUAAAGUUGAACGCAUUUUGAAGGAAUUUAAUGAAUCUAUAAAAAAAAGCCACAGAAGUGUAACAUGCUUCCAGCUCUCGAAACAUGUUUUAAAUGACAAAUCGACCAGUGAAUACCAAUAUCGUAGUUGGUUCGUAAAUUUAUUAUGCGAAGACAUUUUCCUUGACGUAAACAAUGUUAUUCGAUUUGUGACUGGAGAAGUAGAAAACAUUGAUCGUAAAAAUCAAAAAGAUUUAUCUAAACUCCCUGAAGAGCGAAGACCUACGGGCUGGUUCCAUGACGGAAUACUAAAAAUUAAUAUAAACGGCAAUGAUUUACAGGUCGGUUUCCUUGAAGUAGUAGGAAACGCUAUAAUCGAAGAUCAUAUAAAAAGGGUUGGUGACCUCCAAAAAAUCUUGAAGGCAAUGCGUUUGGCAUUUUUUCGAUUAGAAGAAUCUUUGCGUGAAAAAGGAGUUGAUGAUGAAAAAAAGCUCAAACAAAAGCUCGAAACGUUUGGAAUCCUAGUUGAUAGGAGGGAUUUCGCUUUUUAUGCUAUGAAUUAUUAUGACGGAGCUUUUCUUGUUGACGAGAUUUUUUCCUUUACAAUACCGGACACACAAAUGCAAUUAUAUCUGUUAGAGAAUAUCAUAAGCGAUCUAUUAGCCUUCAGGGCUCGUACAGAAUAUCUUAAUGUACGAAUAAAUGAACUAUUAAGAAAUGCAACAUCUCAACGUCGUUCACGUCGGACAAUGACUGCUGUUGAUGCAAGUCCUCAAAAAGCAGAGAAAACUCGUAAAGUAAUUCAUUAA
Messenger RNA from Funneliformis geosporum, 1706 nucleotides. The record is from the annotation of a GenBank genome assembly. Lineage: Eukaryota; Fungi; Glomeromycota; Glomeromycetes; Glomerales; Glomeraceae.